Aaosphaeria arxii CBS 175.79 is the source of this 610-nucleotide messenger RNA. RefSeq lists its product as uncharacterized. The record is from RefSeq and is a predicted model, not a curated record. Lineage: Eukaryota; Fungi; Ascomycota; Dothideomycetes; Pleosporales. The transcript has a single exon. The coding region runs from base 293 to 547 and encodes 84 amino acids.
GGGUUCUUGAGUGUCUGAGUGAGUCUUAGUGCCAUGUUGUGUUGCCCAUUUCUGCCAUGGGGAGUGCGGGGAAGCUCUCGUCCUUUGGCGGUGAUAGGCUGAUUCGUUCAAUCACCAGGUACUUACAUCACAUAGCUCACUAGCACGGAGGGACAUGUACUCGUACCUCGACGGGCGAUGAAUAAGAAAGACUACGCGCAAAUCACGAUCAAUCAGUCAUUUCACCCGUUCCCUAGUCCCAUCGAAUCAAUUGAAAGAUCUUGAUUCAUUUUAAGAUCAGAUCCAUGUCUCCAUGUCCCAAUUACUCGCAUUGUUGGGGGUAUUUUGCAUCGAUGAAUGUGCAUUCCGAGCUGUCCAAGGCAUGACGACGGAACGGAACAGCUUCAGUGACAGGGGAGGGGGAGCAGUAAAGCUGGGGAAGUGGGUCUCUCUGGAAGGCAGGAGCGGGGCAUCGACCCCACCCGCACCUGCCUCAUGGAAUCCACUCCCCUACAAAGGUACCUCAAUCACUCUCAUUCACCAUCGUCGACGUGAAGUGAAAGAAUAAAGUGAAACAAGUUCAUUCAAUCAUCACCAGAAGUGUUUCGAAGUUCAAACUCAAGCAGGGAGU